AUGGCGGGGCCGGAGCGUGACCUGGCGGAGGAGAUGAGCGGCCCGGCAGGUCGACGCAGCAACCACACAGCAACACCAGCCGAGGGCCGAGCAGACCUGUCGGCCGAACCGGAGCGUGACCUGGCGGAGGAGAUGAGCGACCCGAGGGCCGGCGCCGCCCCGGCCAUGCUGCAGCUGGUCACACGCAGCGUGCUGGUUGCAGAGAGGAGCGGCGACAGUGUGGUGCGCGUCUCUGAGGCGGUGGGCAGGAGCGGCGGCCGCAUCCAGCGCCACUGGUGCAUCACGAUGACCAACCGCGCCGAGAGCCGACAUCUGAAACGGAUCCGCUCCGAGGACGGCGAGCCGGCGCCGCGCAAGAAGAAGCGCGCCGAGCGACCGCGUCCCGACGACGGCACCGCCGCGCGCGACGCGCCCAGCAGUCCGGCGUACAGUCCGCCGCCACGGGUAGAGUCGCAGUCGUCGUUCGGGGAGCAGACGGAGCCCGUGGACUUCUCCAACAACUCGCCGGUGGAUUUCUCGCUGGGCCGCGCCAUCGACUGCGUCACCCAUAACCAGCCCACCUACCAGGAGACGAUGGAGUACACGGACUCCCAGACCGUCAUGUACCGCGGUACGAUCAAUCCCACCUACUCCACGUCGCUGACGUACCACCGGCCGGCGUAUGACGCCGGCGUCACCUACAACGGCGCCGCCUACCAGAGCUUCGGCUACGGGGCCGACUACAGCGCCGCCUACACGACCAACUACGCGCCGGCGACGGCGUACUCGCCGUACACCGUGCCGUACUCGGUGGCGGCAGGGAAGCCGCUCAACGGCAGCGAGACCCUGCAGCGCGACCUGGACGGCCGGGAGCUGAUAUCGUGCCCGACCCCCGGCUGCGACGGCAUGGGGCACGCUACCGGCAACUAUGCCACCCACCGCAGUCUGUCCGGCUGUCCGCGCGCCAACAAGCCCAAGGGCCGUCGGGACGGCCAGGACAGCGAGCCGCUGCGCUGUCCGGUGCCCGGCUGCGACGGCUCCGGCCACGUGACCGGCAAGUUCCUCAGCCACCGCAGCGCCUCCGGCUGUCCGGUGGCCAACCGGAACAAGCGCUCCAUGGAUGCCUCGGGCGCGGCCGACCGCUCCUACUCCAGUCUGGGCAUGAUCAACUCCAUAUCAAUGGGCACGUACAUGGGCGGCAGCGGGUUCGGUUCUCCCUACAUGACCGGCUCCUACCCGGCCGCCAUCGCCGACUCGAAGAAGCCGCCGCUCGACUCCUCUGGCCGCCGCUCGUCCGUCGGGGCGACCGGCGAGGGAAUCGCCCCCGGGCCCACUGCCCGGCCGGGCUCCGGGUCGGCCAAGCUGUCCGUGUCGGCGACAGAUGUCACCAGUCUCUCCGUGACCACCCAGAUCAAAGACAAUCGGCAGGUUGGUGACGUGACGACGCCGGCGAACCAGGCGGGCACGGCGCUGAACGACUACUACGACUCGUUCCGCACCAACAUGAUCUCGCUGCUGGAGCACGUAAAGGCGCCCAGCUCGGCGGAUCGGUUGGCGCAGCCCGCCUUCGACUCGUACUUCUCGCGAUUGCACGGCAUGUACGGCGACAGUGGCGCCACCGAGGAGUACCGGCCGAUCUACGAAACGAUGAAGGCCGCGAUUCACGACUUCACCGUUAUGCCGACCCCAAUUUAGGCGU
Molecule: messenger RNA, 1678 nt
Organism: Pollicipes pollicipes
Lineage: Eukaryota; Metazoa; Arthropoda; Thecostraca; Pollicipedomorpha; Pollicipedidae
Product: myelin transcription factor 1-like protein
Exons: 12
Coding region: 1-1674 (557 amino acids)
Biological process (GO): regulation of transcription by RNA polymerase II
Cellular component (GO): nucleus
Molecular function (GO): RNA polymerase II cis-regulatory region sequence-specific DNA binding; zinc ion binding; DNA-binding transcription factor activity, RNA polymerase II-specific
Source: RefSeq, a predicted model, not a curated record